GGCACUCGGCAUAGUGCUGAUUUCGGGAUGGGCCAGUAGGAAUCAUCAGCACAAGUCGGUCUUGAUGACCAUUCCUUCACGCAACCAGAAGCUGGUGAAUGUGUGCGACCUCUACGGUUGCCAUACCGUCCUGGUAUCCAGCCAGCAGCAGCAAGCUCUCAGAGCCGAGCACGAGGAGAGGCUGCGAGCGAGGAAGGAGGCUUAUGCCAUGAUGAUCAACAGAGCCCAUCAGAACUCCCAAACGUCAGCCCAUCUUGAGCAGAUGGCGAUGAAGGAGCCUUCCGUGAAGUCUCAAGUGCAGCAUCAGCAACACACACCAGAGAUCAAGCACGCCGACGCGUCUCCUCCAAAGUCCUUUGUGAGGUCCGUCGACCACCCGGCACCGGUCCAACCGCACAGUGUGCACCCACCAGUUGAAAUUGCACAACAUCAGAUGGAGGCGAGUAGCCCCCAUGGAGUCUCAGCCAGUCAUCUUGUGAAAGAAUCUUUGUCGAAGACUUCAGCAGCUCCGCAUGCUGCAAGUGCUGUGGCCGGCAUCCAGUCCAAGUCAGCGCUGUCCCACAUGAGCCCCCGCACAGCAUCUCAAGUUAAGAAGGCUCUUGACGGAACUCAACCUCCAAAGAGCACUGUAACUGAGGCUCCCCAGCAUCCGCUCCUGGCACGCGUCGUCCAUCCUGCUGUCGCUGAAGUCAAGGAGCUGCCUCCUCAACCAGCUGUGAAGAAGAUUCUUAGGCCACAAGCCAGUGCAGGAGCAGAAUCGAUGCAUGUUGUGAAUGAAGCUGAGCAAGAGAAGAAGGCCAAGUCGAAGCGAGCAUUGAUCCGCAAGGCUCUGAACUCUCAAGGGACUCUGAAGUCGUUUGGUCUCUUCUCAGAUGACAGGCUGUCAGCCAAGAAAUCGGAGGGCCAGAUGCCAUUCUUUGAGCAAGAGUUUUCUGACUCCGGCAGCAAGAAGGUCACCAAGCUUGCGCAACCUCAGCUCGCCCAAAAGGUUUCUCGACCGGCGCAUGAAAAUCUUGGCUCGAUCAUCGACUCGGGCUUCGCGGACAAGACCUUCAAGAAGGGAUCAGUCCAGUCUGAGCAGCCACUCUUUGACAGAUUCGUUGGCAUGAAGGCUCCUCUCAUUGCUGACAGUCAUGCGGUCAAGCUGGCAGCAGCACGGAGGUUGAGCGAGAAGCAUGCCAGCCUUGAGCAUGCAGGCAAGCCGAGCAGAGGAGAGAGCGCCCUCCGCUCUUUGGAUACUGAUAUUGGGUUCCAUGACCGCAAAGUACGUGCGCAGGACUCAAAUGUUCCAUUAUUCUCCUUCUUUGAAUGAAUGUAACUUACAUGUU
This is a messenger RNA of Guillardia theta CCMP2712, 1328 nucleotides long. RefSeq lists its product as hypothetical. The annotation marks the transcript as partial. The transcript has 9 exons. NCBI's taxonomy places the organism in Eukaryota, Cryptophyceae, Pyrenomonadales, Geminigeraceae. The record is from RefSeq and is a predicted model, not a curated record.